[Candida] anglica is the source of this 1650-nucleotide messenger RNA. The record is from the annotation of a GenBank genome assembly. NCBI's taxonomy places the organism in Eukaryota, Fungi, Ascomycota, Pichiomycetes, Serinales, Debaryomycetaceae.
AAUAUAUUGAAAGAAAGCAAUCAAAAGUUUUCCGAUCUUAUAGUACCUUAUUUCCCUUCCAUCUAACUUGGUAGAAAGAUUUUCAUUGCGCUACGUGACCCGAUUAUUAUUUCCCUGUGCGUCAAUAGCAACACAUAGACCAUAUAUAUCUAUAACACAUAUUUAUGGAGCAAUAACUAUUUUCCAAUAAGCACAUUAAUUCCAAACGAAACUAAUCGAAGUUAUCGAUCAACUAUGAUUCAUACUAAGGGAGUUGAAUUAGAAGAUACCUGUCCAGACGAAAGAUCUGUAUCUAGGUUGUCAAGACAACUGUCAUUUGCAUCAAGAAGAAAUAACACGUUAAUAUACCAACCGUCUAAACUUGAUCUUAUUGACGAUACAACUUUGACUUCAUUACCCUUACCACCACCACCUCGUACGAGACACCGCCCACAAGUUCUCGGAGAACCACUGCAUGGGUCUGAGCAAUCGUUAAACCUGAGAGGAUCCACUAGCUCGAAUGCCCCCACCCCACAAGAAGAAUAUGAGAUUAUGGUACCAGAAAUUACUGAAGAUGAAAGCUUUUUCGAGGAAGAUGAAAGUGAAGAUCCCAUAGUAUUAGUAGAGGAUUACAUGUCAUCAAACGGGAGAAAUUUACUGAAUUCAAAUUCUUCAAAUAAUGGAUAUCUGAUCAAAUUAAAUCAACAACAUUUACAAAGAAAGAAAUCUUUGGCUACUUUUAAGCUGAAGUUAUUUUCUCAGAAUGAUGAUAAUUAUAGCAUAUCUGGAGUUUCUGUAUCAACAACCUCUACUAUAGAUGGACUGAUGGUGCGGAAUUCCAGGGGUAAUUCAAACCUUACGCAUAGUAUUACUGAUAAGUCUGGAGGGAUCUAUCAAGGAUCUCUGAAUAUGGGCUUUACUUCUAAAUCUUCAACUACUUUAGAAAGAAUGGAAGAAGUAUUUGGGAAAAUUCCCGGAACUGAUACUUUAAAUUAUUGUGAUUUAUGUGAAAAACCAUUAUAUGAGUUGAGUGCAAUCAUCAAUAAAAGACAAAUGAAGGGGAACCACAAUUUAAAUGGAGGAGGAGGAGGAGGAGGAGGGGACCAUGAAAGCGGAGACCAUGAAAAAGAUCAAGAUACAACAACUACAUGUAAUAAAUAUGAAGAGUUUGUCUGUUGGGAAUGUGUUGAGAACUAUGAACAAUUCUAUAAUGAAUUAUUUCAAAAUAAUGAUGAACUGGAAUAUCAAAAUGAUAUUGAAGAUUCUAUAGAGAAAACCGAAGAUUCAAAGGAUCCCUUGACAAAUAAAAGAGGAUUAGAAAUUCUAGAAAAUUCUAAUGAAAGAAUCAUUCAAAUAUUCAAAGAUAUCCAAAAAAAAUAUUCAACAAAUAAUAAUAAGAGAAGUAUGGCGAGUGGUAGCACGUCAUCAAGUUCAUCAUCUAUUCCCAAGGUCAAUGAAUCACCCAAAAGAGUAAAAGUUGCAUUUUCUAAAGGUCUUAUUGAUAAAUUACAAAAUUUAUCAGACAUCCCUGCAGACAAAGUUUUACUCGAACCUACCAAAUCAAACGAAUCUGAUAAAGAAUGGCUUCAAAAUAUCCAACAAAAACUUAGAUGGAGAUGGAGAUUCCAGGGAUUACUUCCCAGUGUACUUAACAAAGUAUCACCCACAUAG